Molecule: messenger RNA, 1281 nt
Organism: Tetrahymena thermophila SB210
Lineage: Eukaryota; Ciliophora; Oligohymenophorea; Hymenostomatida; Tetrahymenidae
Product: transmembrane protein, putative
Exons: 3
Biological process (GO): adenylate cyclase-activating G protein-coupled receptor signaling pathway
Cellular component (GO): plasma membrane
Molecular function (GO): G protein-coupled receptor activity
Source: RefSeq, a predicted model, not a curated record
AUGUAGACUAAACAUUAAAAUAUAGUUCAAUUAAUUAUUUGUGAUUUUUUUUGGUAUAUUUACAGAUUAAAGGUUAAGUUUUAUAAAAAACAUUACUAUUAAUUAAAUUAAUAUAGAAUACUAAAAUCACAUUUAUAAAUACUUACUUGCCUAAUCAUCUACUCUAAAAAUACUCAAAAAUAAAAUCAUUAUAUAACACUUAGUGCAAAAUUCAUAGCGCUUUAAAGAUUUAGUAUUAUUUUUGAAAAAUAGCUGAUUGUACUUGAAGUUAUUUGGUAAAAACACAAAGCAUUUGACUGCAUUUAAAUAGUUUUAGUAAGUGAUUAAUUAAGUAAAUGCCAUCAAUAGAUGAUGAUAAUAACCACUUCCCUCUUAUAAUUUUGGUAACAGGAAGUAAGCUUUGCGACAAAAAUGAUCGUUUGCAUCUGUUUUAGUGAUAUUCUUUUCACGUUGGGAAUUAUUUGUAAUCAAAAAUAUAUCGAUAUUGUUUCUAAUAGAUUUAUUUGCAACCUAUCUGCAUUUUUAACUCUAUUUGGUUCUCUUUCUUCUCUUUCAUGGGGAAGCAUAAUCGCAUAUACUGUUUACAUUAACACAGUUAAUCCUGGAAGCAAGACAGUUCUAUAAAAAACAAAAAGAAUGGUGAAAAAAUAUGCACUAAUCUUUUCGUAUAUAAUACCUUUCUUAUUUGCUGUUGUACCGUUAUUUUUUGAGGAUUACAGAAAUAUAGGAGAUAUCUGUUUUAUUACUUUAGAAACGACUUCUGGAUACUUUUCAAAUAUUGCUUUAGAUCUACUCCCUUUAUUAAUCGAGAUAGUAAUAAUAUUCUUUUAUAUAUUUAAAUCUAUCUAAGCUUAACAAAAAGAAUAUUAAUAAUCCUCUAAAUAUCUUUUGGUUUACCCUAUGAUUUGUGUAAUUGCAUUUGGCAGCUUCUUUUGCUAAAAGAGCUAUGAGCUUAUAACUGGACUUAGCUGUGGGUGUGAUUAUGACUGGCAUUCAAUUUCUUUUAUACUUUGUGCGCUCAACGGAGGACUGAACGCUCUUUGCUAUGGACUAAAUUCAAGCAUAUGCUUUCCUUUGUUUAAUGUGAUGACCUGCUGCUGCAAAUAAAGGUCAGAUAGCAGCAAUACCAAUUAAUAUACAAUUUAAACUUCCCUAAGGGCCGAUAGCGGUGGUCAUAUGGAUUCUAACUAAUUCUCAACUCCUACAGAUUCCAAAGACAAUAAUUACAUGUUUUAUAUGAAACAUGAAAUCAUGUCUUAGCAUAUCAAUAGCGGCUAAUGA